AUCGGUACUUUGAAAUGGGCGUGCCCACUGCAGUGAUACUGUACUAAAAAAAUAUCACACUAUCAGGCGUAUUCGUUUUCUGAUUACCCUCGGUAGAGAGACUGCGCGUGCUACAAUGGAAGACGUUCGGCAGUCGGCAAAUGAUACCAGGCAGUACAGGGUGAUCACGUUGGAAAAUGGUCUCACCGCGCUGUUGGUGUCCGACCACAAGACACGCCCACUGUCUUCGAUGUCUUGUUCCUCGUCCAGACAUUCCUCUCCGUCUCGUCAGUCCACGUCAACACCAGGUUCCUCGAAGAAGGCGAGUCACGGCUGCCUGGUUGGAGCGGAGGAACUACCGGACGUGAAGAUUGGCGAUGAAGCGCAAGUGCCCUCGCUUCCGAAAGUGAGCCUCGCAUCGUCGAUAGCAAAUUACCUCAGCUCUGCAAACUGCGAAGACGUCCCGCAUUCGAAAAGCCCGGAUGAGGGGCACUGCGAUAUGAUGGCCGAACUUGGCUCUGGAUCCUCCAGCCGACCACCGUCGUUGGAGGAACCGUUUUCAGACGCGUCUUCAGAUGAGAGCAUGAGUGACGAUGAUGUAAGUGUCCGCGGUUGGAGCAACAGUGAGCCUGAAAGUGACAUGGAGUCGGGACAGUAUUCCCGUGAAAACGGCAGACAGCACUACCAUACUAGGAAGGAGAAAAUGGCAGCUGCCGCCCUCUGCGUCGGUGUUGGAAGCUUCCACGAACCAGAGCACUUGCCAGGGCUGGCACACUUUCUCGAGCACAUGGUGUUCAUGGGCAGCAGCAAGUACCCGCGCGAGAAUUUCUUCGAUGCUUUUCUGAAGAAGCAUGGAGGUAGUGACAAUGCUUACACCGAAUGUGAGAGAACAGUGUACAAGAUGGAAGUUCACCAGAAACAUUUCUACCGAGCAUUGGACAUAUUUGCCAAUUGUUUUGUAUCGCCACUUAUAAGGAAGGAGAGCAUGGAGAGAGAGUUGGAAGCUAUCGACAAUGAAUUUCAGAUUGUGCUACCUUCUGAUUCCUCUCGUCUUCAGCAAUUGCUUGGCAGUGUUGCCCGUAAAAAACACCCAAUGAGGAAGUUUAUGUGGGGCAACACAAAAACUUUGAAGAAACUGCCAGAAAAGAACGGCACAGAUGUCCAUGCUGCAUUGCACACAUUUUUUGAGCAGCAUUACAGCCCAGCAAUUAUGAAUCUUGCUGUGCAGUCAAGGCAUUCUCUGGAUGAACUAGAAUGCAUGGUCAGAGAGAUAUUUUCUGCAAUACCGGUGCGUGAGCCUGCACCUGAACUUCCAAGGACUCUCACUAAUCAACCAUUCCCAUUAGAGCGGUUUGCCAAACUGUAUAAGGUACAGCCUGUUAAGAAAGUGAACAAUGUCUCAUUCACUUGGGCCUUGCCAUCCCUCAUUCAUGAGUAUAGAACAAAGCCACUAGAAUACAUUUCUUACGUUGUUGGGCAUGAGGGAACUGGCAGCAUUUUGGCUUAUCUCAGGAACAGAAUGUGGGCCUUAGGCCUUGUUGCUGGAAAUGAGGGAACUGGAUUUCAUCAUAACACAAUUUGCACUUUGUUCAACAUCACAGUCUCCUUGACCGAAGAAGGGCUAAAACAUGUUCGGGAAGUGAUUGUAGCUGUGUUUUCCUUCUUAGCCAUGCUGCGGAAAGUGGGACCUGUAAAGAGUAUUUUUGAAGAAAUCCAAACGGUUGCCAACAACAGCUUUCGCUGGUCCGAAGAGGAAAGUCCAUUGGACUAUGUUGAACGUAUUUGUGCUAACAUGCAACUAUACCCACCAAAGCAUUACCUAGAUGGCGAGAUCUGCCUGUUUGAGUAUGACCCUGCAUUAAUUCAAAAAUGCCUCGACUAUCUCGUCCCUCAUAAGGCCAACAUCAUGAUCAUCUCCAGCCAAUAUCAAAACCAAGGCAUCUGCACCAAGAAAGAGCCCUACCUUGAAACGCCCUACUGUGUCCAAGAGAUUCCAAGGGAGUGGCUUGCAGAAUGGUCCAGCCUUGUGCCUGAUUCAUACUUCGAGAUCCCCGAACGAAACAAGUAUAUUGCCACUGACUUCACAUUGAAGCAAGAGAAGGUUCACCAGUCAGAACUACCAGUCAAGCUGCAUGAAGAUCAACGAUUUCGGCUGUGGUACAAGAAAGACACUAAAUUCAAUGUGCCUAAAGCUUGUGUGUUCUUUCAGCUGAUAUCACCUGUAAUGCAUGUGUCUGUUGAAAAUGCUGUCCUCAUGGACAUCCUUUGUGACACUUUGCUCCAGAACAUGAGUCAGGAAACUAAUGCUGCUGUGUGCGCAUCUCUCGACUUCACAAUAUCAGUUAAUGAGAAUGGACUCAUCAUAAGCGUUCUGGGCUUCAAUGAAAAAUUGCCAGUGCUCUUUGAUGUUAUUUUACACCAUCUAGCUGCCGUCGAAGUGAAGCAACAGCUCUUUGAAAACAUCAAAAAGCAUGUGCAAAAGCGUUAUUACAAUUUGUUUAUGAAGCCAUCACGCCUGUGCACAGACACUCGAUUCUCUAUUCUUCAGCAGUGCCAGUGGUCAAACAUAGAGAAGCGAAGGGUCAUCGAGGAUGUUACUCUAUCUUCACUUCUAUGUUUUGUUGAGGAAUUCAGGAAACGGCUUUUUGUUGAAGGCCUUGUUCAUGGAAACUUCACUGCAUCUGAGGCCAUUGCCUUUGGUGAACUUGUAGUGAAAAAACUGAAUUGUGCACCUCUCCCUACAUGUAUGAUCCCGGAGUCUCGAGUGAUGCAAAUUCCAUUUGGCAAUCAGUAUUGCAGACUUGCCUCCUUUAACAUUGAAGACCGCAACUCGAUGAUUGUCAACUACUACCAGAUAGGACCAGGUUCCAUUAAGCAGCAUGCACUUGCUGAGCUAAUGAUUGAUUUCAUGGAGGAGCCUUGCUUUGAUAUACUGAGAACGAAGACGCAGCUUGGAUAUGAUGUAAGCUGUUCAUACAAGAGUACUAGUGGUAUUGUUGGAUUCACAGUUGGCGUUUGCUCUUCUGCUGAAAAGUUUACUUGCUCAUAUGUUGACGAACAAAUUGAGCUUUUCCUCUUUGCAUUUUCGAAAAAGAUUGCUGAGCUCACCCAAGAAGAAUUUGCAACGCAAGUUUCAUCACUUGUGAAACAAAAAAGCUGUUCUGACUUGUACAUGCAGGAGGAGUCUGACAGAUAUUGGGAAGAGAUAGUUAGUUUUGACUAUGUGUUUGAUCGCCUUCAGCGAGAGAUUGACAUCCUGAAGGCGUUGACAUUGGAAGAAUUCAAAGAAAGCUGCAAACUCUUUCUUCCUUCAAAGAACUCUGGAGAGCCACACCGACGUAAACUCUCAAUUCAAAUUGUUGGCUUUGGAGAGGCAGCAAUUGCAGAGUCAAGGCCUAUUGGAUAUCCAGCCCCUCAGACUCCAACAUCCAGCACGGGUGAUAUCCACAAUGCCUCUGCCGAGGGCAAAACACUUUCCUACGAAGGAUGCAUUGAGAACAUGCACAAUGUGCCCUCCUGGAAGAACCCCAAGCUCGUUACUGAUCAGAAUAGCCCUGAAGGGAUCAGCUGUGAAGAAAUGGCCUAUUCUUUGCAGUUCCUUGAAUCAGUAAUUGAAAAACAAGACGCAGUGUAUGUGAAUGACAUAAUAGUCUUCAAACAAGGCCUAGCUGUGUUUCCUGUUUGUAAGGUCACUUCAUAAAGCCCACUUCUGGAAUGCUUUACCACCACUGCCGCUGGAUAUGUGUAACUGUCAUCUUGCAUUGUGUGUAGAGCAUUGCUCCACUCUUCGUUUCCAGUGUUGAAAUGUAUUAGCUAGUGGAGCCACCCACUAGAAGCUCUGAAGUUUUUCAAGCCAUGUUGGCUUUGCUGUAUGCAAAAGUGGUGCUCAAUGGACUCUAGUGCCUUGUGAAGUGCCGAAGAUGUAACCCUGCAGCUCAGUCUUUCACGCUUCCCAAUUUGCAUCAUUGCCUUCUGGGGGCACACUGUUGGUAUGAUAAUAAAGGAGUUUGAAAGGGCA
Messenger RNA from Rhipicephalus microplus (southern cattle tick), 3997 nucleotides. It is a transcript of the gene Nrd1, whose product is annotated as Nardilysin. Gene Ontology annotation, biological process: proteolysis. Gene Ontology annotation, molecular function: metalloendopeptidase activity; metal ion binding. NCBI's taxonomy places the organism in Eukaryota, Metazoa, Arthropoda, Arachnida, Ixodida, Ixodidae. The record is from RefSeq and is a predicted model, not a curated record.